GUCGUUUGUACGGGACUACUCAUUUGAUAUAUUGAGACAUUUUUUCGUUUUGCUAAACAGUCAACUCUAUUUGCCUUUCUGCUAUAAAUAUCUUUAAAUUCAAAGGAACUUUUCCUCAUAAAGUAUGUUAUGCGUAAUACUAGUAGCGGGACAUGGUACCCUUUUAGAAGAAGAAAUUCAGGCUUCGCAAAAGUACUCGUCCCUAGCAGGAGUCCCUAAAGCCCUCCUUCCCACACAUAAAGGUAAAACAAUUCUUGAUGCAUGGUGGUCUGCAGUGAGAAGCAGACAACUUUUUUCCGAUGUACUCCUAGUAACAAAUGCCGCAAAAUAUAAACACUACGAGCGAUGGGCAACAGCAUCCGAAUUCCCCAUACACAAUAUUAUAAAUGACGGAACAACUACUGAAUCAUCGAGAUUGGGUGCAUGCUUGGAUUUACAAUUAGCUUUGGCUGUGAACAAAAAACAGUUUGACUCAAUUCUGGUGGUAGCUGGUGAAAUGUUAUUUGAAGAGAGUAAGCUAGAUAUGGUGACUGUUAUUCAACAAUCUCAAAAAUUCGAUAAUUUGGCUGUGUAUUAUGAACUAGGAGAAAAUGAGUCUCCUGAAACAAGGGGAAUUGUUGAAAUAGAACCGGCUAGUGGGAGGAUAAAGGCUUUGUAUGAGAAGCCAAUCGCCUCUGUGACUAAUUCUAAAUUGGCGAGUGUUGUAUUUUAUUGCUUAAACUUUCGCACUAUUCAAACAUUGUCAGAGUUUAAUAUUCUUCAUAAAGAAAGUCCUCGUAGUUUAGGACAUUUCAUGUCAUGGUUAAUAGAAAGAGAUACACCUAUAUACGGCCUAAAGUUACCAACAGCUUUCAAAUUAAUAGGAUCAAAUGUUACUUUGGAACAAUACGAAUUAGCAAUAGAAUAUUUUUCUGACUUGGCCUCUAAGGAAGUAAGAUCCAUAACGAAACGGGUAUUCGCAAGGGUAGGUCUAAUGGGCAAUCCAUCUGAUGGAUUUAAUGGGAAAACUAUUGCUCUUUCAAUAAAAAAUUUUUGGGCUGAUGUUACGAUAACAGAAUCUGAUAAAUUAGUGUUAUGUCCCCAUCCAUUAAAUGAUCCGACUGAAUUCGGAUCCCUUUGGGAUUUACACGCUAUAUCUCGUAGGGAAGGAUAUUUAGGCGGAUUAAGAUUGGUUCAGGCAACUUGCAAGAAAUUUUAUCAGUAUUGUUCUGAUAAAGGGAUAGCCAUAGGAAAACGAAACUUUACUCUUAAAUACGACACAAACAUUCCUCGUCAAGUCGGUCUAGCUGGAUCUAGUGCUAUUGUAACUGCCACUUUACAGUGUCUGUUAAGUUUUUAUGAGCUAAACUCUAACGAUAUGCCAUUACAUACUCAACCCCAGUUCGUUUUGGAUGUUGAAACAGAGGAACUUUUUAUACAGGCAGGAUUACAGGACAGAGUGGUCCAGACCUACGAAGGUCUUGUUUAUAUGGAUUUCAGUAAAGAACUGUUUCAGCAACAGAAUUAUGGGCAUUACGAACGACUUGAUAACGUUGAAUUACCACAAUUUUUUCUUGCUUAUUUAAGAGAUCCGUCUGAUUCUGGAAGAAUACAUAGCGACGUUGGCGCAAGGUGGCGCCGAGGCGACGAACAAGUUGUUAAGGCUAUGAAAAAAUUCUCUCUUCUCACUGAUCAGGCUCGUGAAGCUAUUGAGGCGAAAGAUUGGGAAACCUUGAAACUUCUAAUGAGUGAGAACUUCAAUUUGAGGAGGUUAAAUUAAAUACUUUUAAUCGAAACAUGACUGACUAUCGUAAUAAUUUUUCAAGAGAGAUUUACACUGACCCAGCCUUAGGAGAGAGUAAUCUACGUUUAAUUGAAAUAGCGCGAUCUCAUAACGCGUCAGCUAAAUUUCCAGGCUCAGGAGGUGCUGUUGUUGGCCUGUGCACCGAUGAAGAUAGCAGAGAGAAGCUGAAGUUGGCUUAUCAGAGUGAAGGAUUUGUGUUCGUCGAUAUUUUACCUAACUCUGGAGGUCAUAAUCAUAAUCCUGUUAAAUAAAAAUAAAUUUAAACUGAAAGAGAAAGGUUGUUUUUAGAAUUUUAGCUGUCUGCCUUUGAGGAAUGGAGAAAGUACAUCUUCGUACAGUCAUCUUUCCCCCCGGCAUGUUUAUUUUAACGAAUUCGGUUUAGACUAAUGCACUUUAUUAUUGAGUCAGUGAUGUGAGUGAGGUCCUCGUCCAACAAUCGCAAUCACUGGGACUCUUUACUGUACAUAAGCGCCAUUUUGAUUCCGAACAGGUUGACUUCAACGCGUCACGUUAGCCACUUUUUUUUAAUUAUUUUAUUCAAUUCAUCUCCAUGUAGACUGAACAGUGGAUGAAAACAGACUACGUGUGCAGGGAGAGAAUUCUAAGUCAGGGUUAGAAAAGAGGGCCGCGAGACGCCACCCCCAUCGUGACGGGCCGAGGUCUGAGUAUUUCGUAAUUUUUGGUACGAAAAGGCCAUAACAACAGCAGCGCCACCUAUUUUGAAAUAGCUUUUGUACUAAUUAUUUUAACGUUGUACUUAACAAGAGUUUUAUUAUCUACUUAUAUUUGCCCCAACUUAAAUCUCCUUAAAGUUACUUUAUCAUCUCUUAAAUUAUUAUUUUUAAUAUUUUACAGCUGA
This is a messenger RNA of Dimorphilus gyrociliatus, 2642 nucleotides long. The record is from the annotation of a GenBank genome assembly. Lineage: Eukaryota; Metazoa; Annelida; Polychaeta; Dinophilidae.